AUGGCUGUGGCAGAUUCGGAUUAUCGUUUUAUUUACGUUAAUGUGGGAAGCUAUGGAAAAGAUUGUGAUUCCAAUAUAUUCAAGAACUCCCCACUUUGGACAAGAAUAAAAAAUGGAAAUAUAGGCAUCCCUGAAGCGAAAUGUCUUCAUGGAACAACAAGCCCAGCAGUUCCAUAUUUCUUGGUGGGAGAUGAAGCAUUUGCUCUCGAUAAGCAUCUUCUUCGCCCAUUUGGUGGACAUAAUUUGACAACAAAACAACGAAUUUUCAAUUAUCGACUAUCCAGGGCAAGAAGGUAUAUAGAAUGUGCUUUUGGAAUUUUGAGCAAUAAAUGGAGGAUUUUUCACCGCCCAAUUAAUCUCGAUACUGAUUUUGCUACAGACAUAGUAAAAGCGUGCGUUGUUUUACAUAAUUUUGUACGUCUUCGAGAUGGAUAUGACUUUGGCGAUAUUAUGACAAUUAAUGGACUGGAAGAUAUAGCUUCAGCAUCGCAAGUGCAAAGAGAAACAUCAGGGAACAACUUGAGAAAUGUUAUGGCCGAUUAUUUUGUAACCCCCGCGGGAUCAGUUAGUUGGCAGUUAUCUAAAAUUUAA
This is a messenger RNA of Episyrphus balteatus (marmalade hoverfly), 591 nucleotides long. RefSeq lists its product as uncharacterized. NCBI's taxonomy places the organism in Eukaryota, Metazoa, Arthropoda, Insecta, Diptera, Syrphidae. The record is from RefSeq and is a predicted model, not a curated record. The transcript has a single exon. The coding region runs from base 1 to 591 and encodes 196 amino acids.